AGUUCCAAAACAAAUAUGGAGGUCGACAGCACCAGCAGGGGACGUCGGGACGUGUAGCUAUAACUAUCUAACAAGUCAUUUAUACUUUUUUACGAAAUCCACAUUCCAACAAGAUUCAACCUAGCCCUAUAGCAAGUGCUUCUGUACAACAAAUUGGCAAUGUUGCUCAAUUCCGAGCAGGAGGCUCUAGUAGGACAGGUGUUCGAAGCCUAUGUCACUGAGCACCACUGCAGCGAAGUGCUUGAAAUCCUGCAACAACCGGACGUGGAUGCUCACUACCCUGUGGUGGUGAACGCCAUGACUUUGUUCGAGGCCAACAUGGAGGUGGGAGAUUACUUCAACGCCAGCCCUAUUGAAGUUCUCACCAUAUUUGACAACGCGCUGCAUCGAGCGGCUGACGCCCUGGCGUCUGAGAGCUUGUCCCAAUGCGGAGGGCAUAAAGUCAAACACAACCUACACGCCCGUAUCACAGGUCUCCCCGUGUGUCCGGAGAUCACCAGGGAGAACAUCCCCAGGUCCAGAGACGUAGGUCACUUCCUGUCCGUCACGGGAACCGUCAUCCGGACCAGCGCCGCCAAGGUGCUGGAGUACGAGAGGGACUACAUGUGCGCCAAGUGUCGCCAUGUCUUCUCGGUGCAGGGGGACUUUGAGCAGUACUACGCCUUUUCCCCCCCAAGCGCCUGCCCCAAUCAGCACGGCUGUGACUCCUACAAGUUCACCUGUCUGUCGGGAGGCUCCGCCCCCUCCGCCUGCAGGGACUUCCAGGAGAUCAAGAUCCAGGAGCAGGCCCAGAGGCUGUCUGUGGGCAGCAUCCCUCGCUCCAUGAUGGUCAUCCUGGAGAACGACCUGGUGGACACCUGCAAGUCUGGUGACGAUUUGACGGUGUACGGCGUGGUGCGUCAACGCUGGAAGCCGCUGGGCCAGGACAGCCGCUGUGAGGUGGAGCUGGUGCUGCAGGCCAACCACCUGGAGGUGAACAACCAGCAGAGCAUCGGGGCCCUGCUGCUAGAAGACCUGCACAGGGACAUAGAGGCCUUCUGGCUGAGCCACAGACACGACCCCCUGGCUGGCAGGAACCACAUCCUGAUGAGUCUGUGCCCCCAGGUCUUUGGCAUGUAUGUGGUUAAACUGGCCGUUGCCAUGGUGCUGGCAGGCGGCGUGCAGAGGGUGGACCCUUCUGGAACCAAAGUGAGAGGAGAGUCCCAUAUGUUGCUUGUGGGGGAUCCUGGAACAGGGAAGUCACAGUUCCUGAAGUACGCCGCCAAGAUCACCCCGCGCUCUGUCCUCACUGCUGGCAUCGGCUCCACCAACGCAGGCUUGACGGUGGCAGCGGUGAAGGACUCGGGGGAGUGGCACCUGGAGGCGGGGGCCUUGGUCUUGUCAGACGGGGGUCUGUGCUGCAUCGACGAGUUCAACAGCAUCAAGGAGCACGACCGCACCAGCAUCCACGAGGCCAUGGAGCAGCAGACCAUCAGUGUGGCCAAGGCAGGGAUAGUGUGUAAGUUGAACACGAGGACCACCAUCCUGGCAGCCACCAACCCCAAGGGUCAGUACGACCCUAACGUCCCCGUGUCGGUCAACGUAGCGCUGGCCAGCCCUCUGCUCAGCCGCUUCGACCUGGUGCUGGUGCUGCUGGACACCAAGAACCCCCACUGGGACCGCAUCAUCUCCUCCUUCAUACUGGAGAACAAAGACGGCCCUUCUUUCUCCUCCUCCUCCUCUCUGUGGUCGAUGGAGAAGAUGAAGGCCUACUUCUGCCUGGUGAAGAGGCUGCAGCCACAGGUGGGCGCCGACGCCAGCUCCGUCCUGACCUGCUACUACCAGCUGCAGAGGCAGAACGCCGACCGCAGUGCCGCGCGCACCACCAUCCGCAUGCUGGAGAGCCUCAGCAGGCUGGCCGAGGCUCACGCCAGGCUGAUGUUCCGAGAAACGGUGACCAUCGAGGAUGCAGUAGCUGUCGUCUCAGUAAUGGAGUGUUCCAUGCAGGGGGGCGCUCUCCUGGGAGAUGUGAACGCGCUGCACACCUCCUUCCCCUCCGACCCCUGCCAGCAGUACAGGAACCAGUGUCAGAUCGUUCUAGAAGGCCUCCAACUCCCACAACUCCUCAAGAAGGAAAUGGACAGACUGGACAGGCUGCAGAACCAGAGGCCCGGUUCUCCACCCCAGCAGGUCCGACCUGUCCGACCUCAGACCCCCCAGACACACAGGCGCAUGACCCCCGACCCCACCUCCAGCAUCACCGCGUCUGACAUCACGGAGAGUGGACUGGAGUGGUUCCAGACGCUCGCCAACCAAUCACAGUCACCGGUCACCUCUCCAGUCACGACAUCCACCCAAAAUAACGGCAACACCACCACCUCCCCCGCUGCAACGGACAAAACACGACAUCCCAACGACGGUGCCUCGAAUCCGGCCCACUCGUUUCUGGAACACCCCGUCGCGCCGUUGCCUAGCAACAGGAAUGGCAGUGCGUUGCGUAAGAACUCCGGUAAAAUUCCCUCUUUACAUGAAGAGGAGGCGGGGUGUGACGAUGGUAGAGCGGUAGCGUCGGCAGGCCCAGAACCAGCCAGUUGUGUGGUCCAGAAGGUCUCCAGGAAGCUAAGGGAGAAACGCCUCCAGGAGAUGAUCAACCCCCCGCUUGGGGGGUUGGCGGAGGAAGGGGGAAGCGGGGAUGGAGGUUCCCCAAAGUUCCUGACGGAGGAUUUAGCGAAGGCAUCCACCACAGACCCUCCACGGCCCUCCCCCGCCAGCGCAACCGUGGUCGGGCAGAUUCCCGGUACGUCGAACGACGUUCCCCGCCGCACGAAGCCCUCUGAUAGGGCGGGGGCAGAUAUAUCAGGGAGCGCGCCAGGGGAAGACUUACAAGCCAAGUUCUCGGGGUUCACAUUCAAACCCAGGGAGAAGAUGAGACUUGAUGCGGCACCCUCCACCUCGGACCCAGACCCCCUCACCGAAAGCCACACUGGGCCAGAGAGAAGGAGGCCGGAUGGUGCGGAGAGCAGACACGAGAGCAUGUUAUCCAGUGUCCCGCCAGCAGGGGGCAGCAGACCAGAGAAGAGCCGGCUGAAGCUUCAGAAGGAUGAGAGGAGAAAGAGCUCCUCUUGUGACCUGAGGGAGGAGGUGGUGAAGUCAUCUGGCGGGGGCGGGGGCGAGAGGGGGGAAAGAGGGGACGAGCCCAAACGGAAACGUGAGAAGCUGCUCCAAAGACUGGGUGGUCUGGCUCCAGGUGAGAGCAGACCAGACCUCCCUUCUGCACCCCAGCCACCAUUACUACCUCCCCACAGUCCUGCCUCAGUCCCCGGGCCCUUGCCCCAACCCCGAGCAGAACCCAACACUGCACCCCAACCACCCUUGCUACACCCCCCCAGGCCCAGUGUCGUGGCCUCAACCCUAGCCAAACUCUCCCACUUCACCUUCACAGCCAAUAACGAACCAAAAACUACAAUUCCCACAAAUGGAACAAUUCUGAAAACCAAUGAGGAGCCCAAUACCUCAACGACAACCAUUGACGGAGCUUCACGGGGACACACAACAUUGUCUAUAGAGCCCAAACUAGGUAACCCCAAGUCUUGUACCCCUGCCUCUACGAGUACACAUCCGAAGACAUCUCCACAGAGUAAAGCCUCCACAGAAGCCAGGCCUGAGUGGCCCGGCAGGGGGCAGACAUCCUCACAGCUAGGGGGCGCUAGUGAGCAGGAUGGGCCCGGAGGAGAUUCCCACGGAGCAGAGAACCCCAAGAAGAGGAGAUGUUUUGAGCUGGGGUCGGGGUCAGGUCUGGGGUCUAAAAACCCUUUCUCAAGGCUGUCUCUGUUCAACUCCGCUAACUUUGACGACAACGACGAUGGUGAAGAUGGUCUGGACGUGGACUGGGACUGAGGGACAGGAAAGGAAGCCACGGUCUAGAUGGUGUAAUUCUCUGAGACAAUAUACCAAAAUGUCCUGGUGUUUGUUUGUUUGUUUUUCCUUGUGUUUGCGCCUUUGACGUACCCUGACAGAUUAUGAUUGAAAUGCAUUACAAAAUAUAUGGAUUACAAAAGGAUUUCUUCAAUUGUUUUCUAGUAGUCUAUGACUAUGAAUGCUACUAUAAUGUUGCUUUACUUGCUGCUGACGAUGAAACUCAAAUGACGCCAACCGGGGAAGGAAGGGGAUGUGGGGAGGAGGAUCGAGGGAGGCAGGGGGCUAUAAAGACGGAGGGAGGGGAGGCGGUGAAAAGGGGAAGAGAAAGGGGUUAUGAGGUAGGUAAGAUGAGGAGUUAAUGGCCCCUAACUUCCUGCAGAUAAAGCAGGGUCCUCAUCAAUAAUGAACCCCUUAUUGAUUACCCAUCAGGCCGUCUGCCCAUCGCUGGAGUAUGACAUCACCUCAGGCCUUCAGAGUCUGUCCCCCUUCCCGUCCUCGCUUCCUCUCUCCUCUCCAACCACAGUGCUGCAGCAGGGUCGUAUUUCACAUUUGCCCUCUAGAGCACGUUGGUGUACUUAUACUGGGGCAGAAAUGGGAGUACCCCAGAGAGGGAAGCGAAAUGUUAUAUCUACCGUGUAUACACACCUUGUUUGCAGAGCCAUUAACAAUUGUAUCAGUAAUGGUGCGCUUUCGUAUUUAGGGUGGGAUGUCAUUUUUGUGUUUAUUGUUCUUUUAUGGGCUGCUGGUGGGGUUCCAUCAAUAGAGACUGUCUCUCAUAAGGACCUUAAGAAAGUCCAAAUAAAUAUUAUUAGGGAGUCAGAUGGCUGAGCGGUGAGGGAGUCGGGCUAGUAAUCAGAAGG
Molecule: messenger RNA, 4757 nt
Organism: Hypomesus transpacificus
Lineage: Eukaryota; Metazoa; Chordata; Actinopteri; Osmeriformes; Osmeridae
Gene: mcm9
Product: minichromosome maintenance 9 homologous recombination repair factor
Exons: 14
Coding region: 160-3876 (1238 amino acids)
Biological process (GO): double-strand break repair via homologous recombination
Cellular component (GO): nucleus; MCM complex
Molecular function (GO): single-stranded DNA binding; ATP hydrolysis activity; single-stranded DNA helicase activity
Source: RefSeq, a predicted model, not a curated record